GCCAAUCUCCCAGGUUCCACACAAGGCCGGGGUAUGCAUCCUUUUCGUUGAAGUGACGAGGAGUCGCUGACUCGACGUGCGCAAGGCUCCCUGGAGCGCUCGGAUCCCCAGCAUAGCCCUUGCUUUGGGGGCUGAGUUCAUAAGCAAUGCAACCUCGCGGCUCUUAAUAACGGGUUGACCAUCGGCCAGGAUUCCACGCUUUUUGUUUCGGCCAGAGGGUAGUAAGGAUGUCAGCAAAAUCACGACGUUUCGUUCCAUUUCGUCUUCUCUCACCCUCGCAUCCCGAAUAUACUAGGGAGUGUUCCGCCCACAAGAACGAUGGAAAGCGCUGCACGUCAAAAGUGCCAGAGAGCGCGAUCGAUGAGAUCAGGGAAUUGCACGGCAGGGUCCAGGAGAGUACUCUAGACGAUGACGCCAUUGCAGACAUAUUACGGAAGCUCGCCAGGCUUACGAUCUGCGGGCGCCAACUCCGGUCAGCUGGAACCGUCGAAAGAGCCGUGAAGCAGUGGAGGGCCGAGCUUCAGGCGGAGGACGAUGGGACUGAUCGACCAAACACACCGUUGGGCAAUGUCAAGGCGGAGAUAGAGGAAAGCGAAAAAAGCCCCCGGUUGACCUUCACACCGUAUCAGACUACAGAUGUCGAUACACUGCUCGCCCGCGAAUUUGAUCAGCUCAUCGACCGCAGGAUAAGCCAGAAAUUCAAUAGCCGCGAGUGGAGGGAUGAGCGGGAUCACCUAUACGUCUUUGAAUGCGAAGAGGCAAAGGGCAUGUGCAAGCUCGGGCGCACUAAAAAUCUCUCACGGAGGGCGAGUCAGCAUGACAAGUGCUAUCCUCUUCUGACGGAGCGUUGGUCGCUCUAUUGCCCAAACGCAGAGGUCUUUGAAAAGGUGGUACAGCUAGAGUUUUCGCAGCGCCGCUACCAGCAUGUCUGUUCUGUGUCCAGCAAGACGCACACGGAAUGGUUCAAAGCUAAUCUGGAGGAGAUGGUUGGACGUCUCAAAUUGUGGUGUGAAUUCUCAUGCCAUCUGCAAACGCGCGAAAAGCGUCUGCAGUUAACUCUCCCGCUUGCUGGUGCCUCAUCAGAUCCGGACCGGUGGUACAAGUGGGCUCAAGGAUGGGUUCGAACAUGGGACGAACACGACUCGCAGACCGCGCCGAACACUCCAGAUGGAUCUUCUGUCGACAACGCGAUUAUGAUCAUCGACGACCCCGACAUUGACGACGACGCGCACUCGGUCCCUGGACUCUCUCCUUCAGGCUCUGCGCCCGGAACGCCAGAUGAUGAGUACAACGACCCUCCUACCCCAACCCCAGUGGAACGGUCAUGGAGCGGAAAGCCACCCUUGAGACCGCGAUUGGAUAUACGAACUGUAUCACAGUCGGUGUUGGACGACACCUACUACACCCCUGUCGAGACGAUGGCUACACCCAAAGGUCCUGUCCUCUUUCCUGUCGUCCCCGGCGCGUUUCCCGACUCCCCAACGAAGGGCUUACCGGAGGGAGGGGAGGGCGAUGAUUAUGGAUUGGACAGCAUCCUUGAGAGCAUUCGGCUUCUCUGGAUGUUCUAGUUCCCAUUGCACUGGCUGGUUUUAUGUAUGGAAUCUAUGCUUCUUUGUAAUUUGGAUGCUCAGAUAUAUCCUUGUCGCUUUCGUGCUACUUUAGAUGUCUGUCAUGGUCCACUAUUCGUUCGAGCAAUGUGAAUAAGUUUUCAAAUUUCCAUUAAAAGAGUAUCGAUGCCUGGGCGCGUCUUGAGGGGUGUGGGUUUCUAUCGCGGCGCACUGGACUGCAUUACGCACGAGGCAGGAACUUCCUUACAGGGGGGGACCCACAGCGCAUCUGCGAUGGAGGAGAUUCUCGUCAGGAUUAGCAGGACUACGCCGCUCACCUAUGUGGUCUUAUUGGGU
Aspergillus calidoustus is the source of this 1904-nucleotide messenger RNA. The record is from the annotation of a GenBank genome assembly. NCBI's taxonomy places the organism in Eukaryota, Fungi, Ascomycota, Eurotiomycetes, Eurotiales, Aspergillaceae.